GGGCGCUGUGGGCGCGUUGAUGCUGCAGGUUGGAGGUCGGUGCAGACUGUGCUGCAGCGGCGUGAGAGGAGCUGGAAUCUAGAAGUUUAUUUAGAACUUAAUCGCUUCCGGUCACCGUCCCGACUGGAGGCGGGAAUCCAACAUGGCGCCUUUCAGCUUUCUGACAGCCGCCGCUGUGUUCGUGGGGAGGUCACUGAGCUCUGUGUGCGCGAGGACGCCUGUCAGACCGUCUGAUAUCCGUUUGUUUCCAGAGACCAAGCUGGUGGACAUCAUCAGGAAGAUCGCCCAGCAGUGGAGGACGCUAAGCCCAGAGGAGAAGAAGCCUUUCCAGGAGGCCUCUGUCCAGGCCAUGAAGCAAUUCAAGGUGGACUUCCAGAAGUACCAGGCCCAGCUGACCCCGGCCCAGCUCCAGCAGCAAGCUAUGGAAAGGAGGCAGAGGAUGGCCAAGAGGAAGGCCAUUCGGAAGAAGAGGGAACUGACGGUCCUUGGGAAACCCAAACGGCCCAGAUCUCCGUUCAACAUCUUCAUGUCUGAGCACUUCCAGGAGGCCAGAGGAACCAGCACCCAGGCCAAAAUGAAGUCUCUGCUGGAGGAUUGGAGAAACUUGUUCAGUCACCAGAAACAGGUCUACAUCCAGCUGGCUGAAGAUGACAAGAUCCGUUACAAGAACGAGAUCAAGUCCUGGGAAGAUCACAUGGCAGACAUUGGACGAGAAGAUCUGAUCCGGGAGCAGACCCGGCCCAGGAAGAAAAAAGUUCCUGCAGUGAAGGACACCAAGAAGACCCAAGUGGUAAAGAAGACCUCUCCAUCACGGAGGUCUAAAGCUGCUACUAAGACCAAGUCUGCAAAAACUGUGAAAAAAGGACCUUCUAAGAAGUGAUCAGAGGUGGGUCCAUCCAGGAGGAGCAGAACUCUGGACCCAGUGGCUGGUUCUGCUCCCCUGGACGCCACUCUCUUCUUCUUUUUGUACAGCGCUCUUUCUAAAAUAAACCGUCUUUAGGUCUGUUUUCCAGAACCUGACUGGAUUUUUCUUCUGAAAGCAGCUGCUCUGUAGUUGGGUGGUUUCAUGGGUAGAGCCUCAGGAUGGGCGAAGCCUCAGGAUGGGGGUUCUGGGGCGUCCAUGUUGGGUUGGAGGUAACCCUGGUAACCACGUGUCACAGAUUCAAACCUCAUUCAUUCAAACCUCUAGACUCAGAACUCUCUCUAAUGAAUUAGAUUACUUUCUAUGUGCUGCAGAUCUAGACUAAUGCUGCAUUCACACCAGAGACGUCAAAAAUGCUCAAACUCAGAAGUCUGGACUCUGGUUCAAACGAUGCUCUGGAAGCUUCAGGUGUCCGGAGGCUCGGCGCUCUGGUUGUUUAUCUGCUCGUUCUGUAGCUUCCAGCUAGAGAGCAGCUCGGCUUUAUUUACUUUAUGAGCUGGAAAAAUAGUUUGAAAAGGUUUUUAAGCGAGAAAGUCCACCUCCAAACAUCCUCUGAUCAUCAGGA
Messenger RNA from Cyprinodon variegatus (sheepshead minnow), 1487 nucleotides. RefSeq names its product transcription factor A, mitochondrial (gene tfam). Bases 143 to 880 code for a protein of 245 amino acids. The transcript is spliced from 6 exons. NCBI's taxonomy places the organism in Eukaryota, Metazoa, Chordata, Actinopteri, Cyprinodontiformes, Cyprinodontidae. The record is from RefSeq and is a predicted model, not a curated record. Gene Ontology annotation, molecular function: transcription cis-regulatory region binding.